Messenger RNA from Hippocampus zosterae (dwarf seahorse), 1429 nucleotides. Its product is annotated as oocyte zinc finger protein XlCOF6.1-like. Lineage: Eukaryota; Metazoa; Chordata; Actinopteri; Syngnathiformes; Syngnathidae. Gene Ontology annotation, biological process: regulation of transcription by RNA polymerase II. Bases 200 to 1360 code for a protein of 386 amino acids. Gene Ontology annotation, molecular function: RNA polymerase II cis-regulatory region sequence-specific DNA binding; DNA-binding transcription factor activity. The record is from RefSeq and is a predicted model, not a curated record. The transcript has 2 exons.
ACGCGGUGAGCCCCUUUUCGCUCCGUUAGUCCAACAAAGACGACGCGUGAGGUUUUGUUGAAUUUCCUCGCCCGGGCGCUCUUGGAAGCUCCUCCGCUCCGCUCCUCUCCACUCCGCUUCGCUUGUUAGCUGGCAACAAAGACGGGCGCGAGGCUCGCGACACGCACCCGCCCGCUGUCGUCGUCAUUCUCGUGGGAACAUGUGCAAAGUGAGGAUGCUGCGAGCGUUGGUCAACGAGCGGCUGAGCGCGGCCGUGGAAGAAAUCUUUGCCGUGUUGGAAAGAACCAUCGGCGAGUACGAGGAGGAACUUUCUCGAACCAAAGACGAGAAUCUGCGACAGCGACAUCUGCUGGACGCGCUCUUCAAACCUCCCCCGCUCACCACGGCGCCAGGGAUUCCUCCUGGGAUGGAGCCGGAGCCCCCCCGCACCAAAGAGGAGAGCCCCCACGUCGACGAGGACGCGGACGCGAGCCAGCUUCCGCUCACGCGUGUCAUCGUCAAGAGUGAAGACGAGGACGACGACGCGGCCGAGUGGCGCCGCCCCGACGACGGCUUCGCGGCUCCUCGGUCGGACACCCGAGGAGACGGAGACGAGGAGCGCGCCGGCGAGCCGUUGGAGUGCCCUCGACGCGACGAAAGCUUUUCCCGCCCAAAGAACUUGAAAAGGCGCGGCAAGUGCCACGCGGGCGGGGGGAAAGUCUCGGGCUGCGGCGGCAGGUUCUCGCGGAGGGAACAAUCGAUCCGGCGCGGCCACACCCACGCCGUCGACGAGCCCUUCUCGUGCUCGGCGUGCGGCAUGACCUUCCGCUUCCGCUCCACCUACGACAACCACGUCCGAACGCACACGGGCGAGAAGCCCUUCGCCUGCCAGGUGUGCAACGCCCGCUUCGCCGUGCGCUCGUCGCUGCUGCGGCACAUGCGCUCGCACACGGGCGAGAAGCCCUUCUGCUGCUCCGUCUGCGGCAAGCGUUUCCCCAGGAAGACCAGCUUGAAGGAGCACACCCGCAUUCACACGGGCGAGAAGCCCUUCUCGUGCGCCGUGUGCCACGCCCGGUUCCGAUUUCACUCCAAGCUGGCCAACCACAUGCGGACGCACACGGGCGAGAGACCCUUCGCCUGCCCCCGGUGCGGCAAAAGCUUUGCGCAGAAGGAGCACCUGCGCAUCCACGCCGUGACGCACACGGGCGAGAAAGCCUUCUCCUGCCCCGUCUGCGGCCAGAGGUUCUCGGCCAAGAGCAGCCUGGUGACGCACGGCAGGACGCACACGGGGGAGAAACCCUUCGGCUGUCGCCUGUGCCGGCAAACCUUCGCCUACAAGUACCAACUGGACAAACACGCGUGCGCCGGCCCGGACGUGUAGGUGCCGCUUCUGAAGAAUGCGAUUGUGAGAAGCUUUCGUUGAAGGAAAAUAAAAAGCAAGAGUUAAAAA